Messenger RNA from Mytilus californianus (California mussel), 4569 nucleotides. Its product is annotated as F-box only protein 10-like. Gene Ontology annotation, molecular function: protein binding. Lineage: Eukaryota; Metazoa; Mollusca; Bivalvia; Mytilida; Mytilidae. Gene Ontology annotation, biological process: protein ubiquitination; regulation of apoptotic process; ubiquitin-dependent protein catabolic process. The transcript is spliced from 16 exons. The record is from RefSeq and is a predicted model, not a curated record. The coding region runs from base 119 to 3751 and encodes 1210 amino acids.
CAAAGAAGUAAACAAAAUUUUUGUCGCCUUGUUUACAGAACUUCGAAGUUACAGAUGAAGUAAAUUAUAUCUAUACAACCAGCAUAACAAGUUAAAUAUGAUAUGAUGACUUAGUAAGAUGUCAUCCCCCAGUGUAAAAGCUGAGAAUGGGAGUAAAGUGUUGCCAGGGGAUAAAUCUGGAUUGCCAUGGGAGAUAUGGAGAAUUAUACUUUCCUACCUCUCUGCUGAAGACCUCUGUGGAUCAGCCUGUGUAUGUAAAACAUGGAAUGAUCUGGUGAUGAGUUUGGACAGCACAAGGUGGCAUGAAUUAUAUUUACAAUGUUCAGAUUGGAAACACCCAUAUUGGCCCCUGAACACAGAUUCUGAGCCACUGUCAUGGCGACAAGCUUACAGAGACCAAAUAAUGUCUAUAAGGUUCUGGAGUCGAUACUCCAAGGAGCCUGAUCCAGGCACUAACUGUUUGUAUGUAUUAAAACGCAGGAAGGAUCGAAAAGUGAUAAGAGUAGGACGAGAUAUGGAACAUAGCACAUUGAAGAGUGCUUUAGCUGUAGCCAAUGAUUACGAUAGAAUUGAGGUGUAUCCUGGGAUUUAUGACGAACAGUUUGAGAUGUCAUCCAAAAUACCUUUUGAAUUGAUUGGAGUUGGUGAGCUUGGAAGUAUAAUUCUGGUUGUUUGCAUUGAGCAGAUUGGACUGACAGGUCGUGUCAGUAACCUUGUAUUCAGAGCACCAUGGUUUACAAAUUUUAUAUUAAAGGUAAGGUUUGGAUAUCUCCAGGUAGAUAACUGUAUAUUGGAGGACGGAAUGGUCUACGUACAAAGUCCUGGGUCUAGUCAUAUAAAAUACUGCACAUUCAGACAUGCUACUGUCAUCUUUCAACAUUUGACUGCUAGUAUUAUUGAGAAUUGCGAGUUUUCACAAACUGACACAGCUGCAGUCACCAUUGAAGGGUAUCCUAAAGAUGAUAGGAAUUGGACGUACAAUUCUCUAUUGGAAAAAAUAUCACAAAAUUGUAAUAUCAAGAAUUUCAAUCGACAGAAAAAAGACGUUGCUCCAUUUUCUGCAUAUUCUGCAUCAACUGCAUUGACAUCUGGUCAUAAGACACUUGAAAAAUCGUACACUUUUUCAACAGAUCAUGGUGAUUUUGAUCAUAGAAGGAAAAGUAUAUGUAGUUCAGGGAAAUUUUCAAGCAUGGUGACAACAGAGGAUCAUGGGAAUUGCGGUCAUAGUUCAAACGGGUCAGUGCAUUUUGAAUCGGUGAUAAAUUCAGAUGUCUUGGAUUAUCUUCCCAUACCUACAGCAGUGCUUUGUGAUCUUCCGUCAUUUGAUAUGACAACACCAAGUUUGUUGCCAAAAUUUGAUUUGUCCACCUAUUUGUCAAAAUCAGGCAAUGACAAUGUAAAAUAUGGACAAAAUGGCCAAGAUAAUGAAUUGAAACCAACAAUAUCUCAGUCAAGUGAACAAAUGUUUUCUUCACAAAAGACUUCCACAAUGGGAGAUAAUUUAUGUGAUCAGUCUGCUCGUACAGUGGAAAAGUCUGCAUUAAAGCUACCUGAGGAUUCACCGUCAAAUGUGAAUGGUCCAUCAUCAUCCAAUGUGAAUGGACCAUCAUCAUCCAAUGAGAAUGGUCCAUCAUCAUCCAAUAUGAAUGGUCCAUCAUCAUCCAAUGAGAAUGCUCCAUCACCAAGUGAUUACGUAAAUGGUGAUGCAAUAGACUCUUCACGAAACUGUGCUCAUUAUGUUAUGGAAAAUGAUGCUAGAAAUUUACCUGAUGAUGAUGACGCUUCAUCACACCAUUCCAAUGCUAACAGUAACCAUAGUAAUAGGUCAGGACUUUCAGGAAGUAGUGAAAGUCUGUAUCGGGAAGAUUCAGAUGAGUUUGAUUCUGGGUCAGUGGACAGUGGUAAUUCAAAUCAUCAUAUAGGUGGUAGUUCCACUAGCAGCAGUGACAUUGAAGAGGUAUCGUAUUCAUCUGACGAUUUCUCUUCAGAAGAGGAAUCAGUUAUCAUGUUAUCACAUCCUGACCAUCAAAUGCCAAGGUCAAUCUCGUCAAUCAGUCUAGGAGCAGACGUACAGUCAAUCUGUAGUCAGAACCAAUCAGAACACAUCAAAAUCAUCGAGGACAAUGACAUGAAGAAAGUUUUGGAUGACAUUCGAGGAUGUAUGAUUCAUCGAUGUCGGAUCACACAGGGUAAAGGGGGUGUGGUGGUAGCGUUACAAGCACAUGCUGUGAUAUCUCAUUGUGAUAUUAAUUCUGUUGGAUAUGGAAUAAGAUGUAUUCAGAAUUCAAAGGUUGUGAUAUUAAAGAAUGAGAUUCACCACUGUAGAACCUCAGGGAUUUUUAUGAGAUUAGCAGCUUCAGGUGUGAUAGCAGGUAAUGAUAUACAUUCCAACUGUGAGGCUGGUAUUGAUAUUAGAAAGAAUGCUGAUCCUAUUGUACAGUGCAACAGAAUUCAUCACAGUAAGAGAUCAGGUAUUGUUGUACUUGGAAGUGGGCGUGGUCAGAUUAAAAGUAACGAGAUUUACCAAAACAAGGAGGCUGGAGUAUACAUUCUGUACAGGGGAAAUCCUAUUGUCAGCAAGAACCAUAUCCACAGUGGAAAGGCUGCUGGGAUAGCUAUCAAUGAAGGAGGAACAGGAUAUAUUGCUGAUAAUGUCAUAUCCGAGAACCAUUGGGGAGGUGUGGACAUUCGACAUGGAGGUGACCCAGUUAUAGUCCAGAAUAUCAUCUGUAAUGGUCUGUCUGAUGGUGUUGUUAUUGGGGAGAAAGGAAAGGGUAGCAUAGAAAAUAAUGUGAUAUCUGGGAAUUCUGGGUGUGGAGUCUGGGUUACUACUGCUUGUCAACCAAUGAUCCAUGGGAACCAGAUCAACAACAAUGGAAGCAAUGGUAUCACCUUUGUAAACAAAACUGAUCUGUCCCAUGAAGGUGAGACAAUGAAUGUUGACAUUGGAGAAAUGACAAGUCAGCGUAGCAUGCAGAUGUGGCAGCUAUUUAAUGAUGAACAGCCACCACCAAGGAGAAUGUGUACCAGAGCCACUGUGGAAUACAACAGCAUAUACCAUAAUAAUGGUUGUGGAAUAAAAAGUAAUUUUGGUGAUGAGUUGGUAAUUCAGUGUAAUGCUGUCCAUGGUAACAGAAGAGAUGGUAUACUACUAAACCAGAACUCUCCUGUGUUGGUGAAAGAUAAUAGUGUAACAUGUAAUAGUGGAAAUGGUAUUAUAACAGAUAAUCAAGGAAAGAUAAAAAUCCAAGGCAAUGGUGUUUAUGACAACAGAGACCAUGGUAUUAUCAGUCAAUGUGAGGUCAUAAUUGAGGACAAUGAUGUGGUUGGAAACCAGAGGAGUGCCAUACAACUAGACAGAAACCCCUCUGUAAAGGUUGUAAAGAACAGAAUUCAUUCCAAGUCAGACAAAGCCAUUACCAUGACAACCAUUUCUGAAGGUCAAAUACAUGACAACACAUUGUUUAAAGGUCUAAGAGAUCCACUUCAGUGUUCAUCAGAUAGCAAGUGUACUGUGAAAAAUAAUGAAAAUGUAGACAUGGAUAUAAAAACCAAUGUCAGUGAUGACUUAAAUGCAAGCAAACAUGGCAAAGACUUUAGUCUUCUGAAGGACCCACCAGCUAGGCCUCAUAUAGAGGCUCCACCCACCAUCAUCAGGGCACCUGCCAAUCACAUAACAACUGUUACCAGGGUAACCAUACCAUCAGACAAUCAAUGUCAAGAUGGAAGUAAACUGUGUAUUAUAUUAUAAGAUUUGAAAGUGUACAAACAUAUUUGAUUAGUUAAAAGUAUGAUAUUUAAUUUUGGGGAUGUAAUAGAAUAUUGUUCAAAAUUCAAAGAUUCACACAGCAGAAUAGAUGAUUAUUAUUCACAAAUUGCAACUCUUUCAACGUCAGUGAUCAGAAAGGGGCCCAUACUUGACAAAAAUGUUUUACACAAGUUUAAGUCUACAAACUUAUAUUUAUAAAUCGAUCAAAUAACUGAGGUUUUUUUAAAAACAUUUUUUUUUUAAUCAGAAGAAGUAUGCUUCCCUUUUUAUUUUUGGAGCGUUUAAUUUCUUGGAUCUCCCAUGUUCAAACAGUGUGCCCAAAUGGAAAUCAUUUGGCAGACAUACAUCUUCUAUAGUGUGAUGCCUAUUUUAUAGAGGGUUAUCUUAACCAAACAUGGCUCUGGUAUCUUUGGUGAGUUUUAAUGACUGACAGAAUGUUAACAUAUAUAUAAAUAUAAUACCUUUACAUAGUGGGAAAGUCAUGUUUGAAAUUAAAUAACUUGUUAAAAAAAAAUUACGUAUAUUUUUUAACAGAUUUGUUGUUUUCUAAGUGUUUCCAAUAUAUAUAUCCAUGUCCAACUUUGCAUUUAACAGCAUUUUUGUCGAGCCUGCGACUUUUGUCGCAGAAAGCGAGACAUAGGGAUAGUGAUCCGGCGGCGGCGGCGUUAGCUAACUUCUUAAAAGCUUUAUAUUUUAGAAGGUGGAAGACCUGGAUGCUUUAUACUUUGUAUAUGGAUGCCUCAUGUUACUAAGUUUCCGUCAGUCACAUGUCCAAUGUCCUUGACCUCAUUUUCAUGGUU